UGCAGGCCCGCGCGGGUGGCCGCAGGCGCCGCGUCCCCGCCCCUCCGCCAUGGCCGAUGUAGAGGACGGGGACGAGCUGGGCGCCCCCCUUUCGCACCCAGGUUCGGCGGGCUCCAAGGCGGGCGGUCCCGACAAGAUGUUCUCGCUGAAAAAGUGGAACGCGGUGGCCAUGUGGAGUUGGGAUGUGGAGUGCGACACCUGCGCCAUUUGCCGGGUGCAGGUCAUGGAUGCCUGUCUUAGAUGUCAAGCUGAAAACAAACAAGAAGAUUGUGUUGUGGUUUGGGGAGAGUGCAAUCAUUCCUUCCACAAUUGCUGCAUGUCCCUGUGGGUGAAACAGAAUAAUCGCUGUCCCCUCUGCCAGCAGGACUGGGUAGUCCAGAGAAUAGGCAAAUAAAAACACUGGAAGUUGGUGGUUUUUUUUUCGUUCGAAACUUGUUGAAACAGUGUAUGUCUGACACCUUCUGCUCCUACAGAAGAAUGGAACAUGUCAAUCGUGGCAUAAUUUAUUUAGUUUUAUCUGCUAGAAGAUAGGUGUGGCUUUGCUGUAUGCUGUUUGCUGUAGGAGGAGGGAAUGGUCAGUCUUAAUGCAGAUGUUUCCACAAUAAAAAAAAACAAGAGACACUAUGUUAACAAAUGUAUCUGUUAUGAUUUGAGUGUUAACUGUAUCAAAGCAUAGAAGUGUGGUAGUGCAGAUUAUACCCUAAAUACAGUUUAGUUAAUGUUUUUGUUUAGGUAAAUGAAUUAACUUGCAAGGAUGACUUUACCUGUAAGUCUGAAACACUGCAUAGUUUAUUGUUAGGAUCAAGAAAUGGUUUUCUGAGUAAUACUGUAUACAAAAACAGUCAGUGAGGUUUUUUAGGAAGUAUUCUGGGGUUUACUCUAAAUAGUGUGUAAAGCAUUUGCUAUAUGCUUUUUCUAUCACACUAUACUAAACAUUUCUAAUUUAGCUUUACGACUUCAGAAAAUUUUGUUUUCUUGUAUCUCUGUCUCUUGUUACAUUAUAUUCUAUGCAUGAUUUCCACAACCAUAGCAUUAAAAUUUAACUCCAUUCAUAA
Molecule: messenger RNA, 1055 nt
Organism: Neopsephotus bourkii (Bourke's parrot)
Lineage: Eukaryota; Metazoa; Chordata; Aves; Psittaciformes; Psittacidae
Gene: RNF7
Product: ring finger protein 7
Exons: 3
Coding region: 50-394 (114 amino acids)
Biological process (GO): protein ubiquitination; ubiquitin-dependent protein catabolic process
Cellular component (GO): Cul5-RING ubiquitin ligase complex; nucleus
Molecular function (GO): cullin family protein binding; zinc ion binding; ubiquitin protein ligase activity
Source: RefSeq, a predicted model, not a curated record